GCGGCUGCCGGGUCUGUUUUAAUUCCUCUCCUUUCGUUGUUUGUGUAGCGGGGCCACCCCCGUUCCCGGCCUGGGGUCGCGGAGUGCCCUGAACUAGGGCGCCUCGCUGGGGUCUGUGGGCUGGUGGUGGGACCCUGGUGUCUCUAAAGGCCUUUCUCCCGAGAAACGGUCACGGAGAGAGCGUCCCCAGUACUCCCCGGGUCACCGGGGGAAACUUCGGUCUUUCCUAACUUCAGAACUUGGGGACCCGAGACCUUGGCUGCGCCCGACCUGGUUCUGUCCGGCUCUCUGUAACUUUCUGCUGUUCUGAAAAAUACAAAGGGUUCUCCUUUGGUCACCUAUCACUGCAUCCAUGGCUGCCAUGCAGAUGGACCCUGAGCUUGCCAAGAGCCUCUUCUUUGAAGGGGCCACUGUAAUCAUCCUGAAUGUGCCCAAGGGGACAGAGUUUGGCAUUGACUACAACUCCUGGGAGGUGGGGCCCAAGUUCCGGGGUGUGAAGAUGAUUCCACCAGGCAUCCACUUCCUCCACUACAGCUCAGUGGACAAGGCCAAUCCCAGGGAUGUAGGCCCUCGUAUGGGCUUCUUCCUUUGCCUGCAGCAGCGGGAGCUGACGGUCCUGCGCUGGAACUCAGUCCGAGAAGAGGUAGACCUUUCCCCAGCCCCAGAGGCUGAGGUGGAGGCCAUGAGGGCCAACCUCCAGGACCUAGACCAGUUUCUGGGACCUUACCCAUAUGCCACGCUCAAGAAGUGGAUCUCACUCACCAACUUCAUCAGUGAGGCAACAAUGGAGAGACUGCAGCCUGAGAGCCGGCAGAUCUGUGCCUUCUCAGAGGUGUUGCCUGUGCUUUCCCUGAAGCACACCAAGGACCGGGUGGGGCAGAAUCUACCCCGCUGUGGCACCGAGUGCAAAAGCUACCAGGAAGGCCUGGCCCGGCUGCCUGAGAUGAAGCCCAAAGCCGGGACAGAGAUCCGCUUCUCAGAGCUGCCCACACAGAUGUUCCCAGCAGGUGCCACGCCAGCAGAGAUAACCAGGCACAGCAUGGACCUGAGCUAUGCCCUGGAGACUGUGCUCAGCAAGCAGUUCCCCAGCAGCCCCCAGGAUGUACUCGGUGAACUUCAGUUUGCCUUUGUAUGCUUCCUGCUGGGGAAUGUGUACGAGGCUUUCGAGCACUGGAAGCAGCUCCUGAACCUCCUGUGCCGCUCAGAGGAAGCCAUGGUGAAGCACCACACUCUCUACGUCAACCUCAUCUCCAUCCUGUACCACCAGCUCGGCGAGAUCCCCCCCGACUUCUUUGUGGACAUUGUCUCCCAGAACAACUUCCUCACCAGCACGUUACAGGUUUUCUUUUCCUCUGCCUGCAGCAUUGCUGUGAAUGCCACCCUGAGGCAGAAAGCUGAAAAGUUCCAAGCUCACUUGACCAAGAAAUUUCGGUGGGACUUUGCAGCGGAGCCGGAGGACUGCGCCCCGGUGGUUGUGGAGCUCCCCGAAGGGGUGGAGACGGGCUAACUGGGAGUGCUCUCGGCUGGGAAGACACCUUCCCACACAGCUGCAGCCUGACCUGUCCGCUCACCCCUCGUCCUGGACCUGCCGGGGCAGCAGCCCCACCAGGUUCUGCAGAGACGGAGCCAGAAUUCCCUCCUUCACCACCACAUGCAUCCUUUAGUGCCAAAGAGGCUGUACCAUCCUGAAGGCACGUGCGUGAGCUCCCCAUCAGCCUGGCCUUGGUGCUAACCUGACUGACUUCCAGAUGGACUCUUACAGAAGCUCUUGGGAGAGACCUGCCUCAGCAGCAACCUACUUCCUUCUGGAUGAGAACUGAUUGCGUAUUCCACAGGAUGAUUAGAAAGAAAGAAACCCUGGACUGCCGAGGGGUCUGCGAUGUCCGUUGGUGACUUUUAAGUUAAGCAGAGGGCAGAGGGAGAUGAGCCAGAAUUUCA
Messenger RNA from Eptesicus fuscus (big brown bat), 1938 nucleotides. It is a transcript of the gene AAR2, whose product is annotated as AAR2 splicing factor. NCBI's taxonomy places the organism in Eukaryota, Metazoa, Chordata, Mammalia, Chiroptera, Vespertilionidae. The record is from RefSeq and is a predicted model, not a curated record. The transcript has 4 exons. Gene Ontology annotation, biological process: spliceosomal tri-snRNP complex assembly. Bases 353 to 1507 code for a protein of 384 amino acids.